Panicum hallii is the source of this 1391-nucleotide messenger RNA. RefSeq names its product probable long-chain-alcohol O-fatty-acyltransferase 4. The coding region runs from base 157 to 1170 and encodes 337 amino acids. The record is from RefSeq and is a predicted model, not a curated record. The transcript has a single exon. Lineage: Eukaryota; Viridiplantae; Streptophyta; Magnoliopsida; Poales; Poaceae. Gene Ontology annotation, biological process: lipid metabolic process.
UCCAUCUAUAAUUGAUCAUCGGGCAGACUCCCAUACCGCAAUCCCGGUUGCUUGAGCGGCAUAUAGCAGCUCCCAGUGCGUCAACCGUUUGGCGCGAGGUCCAUCCACUAGCGGCCGCUCACGCAUGCUUGUGCUCUGUUUCUGGCCGACGACGCCAUGCCGCACCACUCCGUCGUCACCGUUCCGCUGGCGGCUGCCUUCGCCAUGCUCUAUGCUCGCUUCGUCACUACCUUCGUCGGCCCCGGCUUGAGCCGCCUUCUUUUCCUCGCGCCGGUGCUCACCCUCCUCUUCAUACUUCCCUUCGCCGCCCCACUCUACAGCACUCGCGGCACAGCCGCCUUCUUCCUCGCCUGGCUCGGUGAGUUCAAGCUCCUCCUCCUCGCCUCCGGCCGUGGUCCGCUGGACCCGGCCCUCCAUCCCGUCCCGUUCGUGUUCACCGCCACGCUCCCGGUGAAGCUCCUCCGGCACAGCCCGGAUGCCGCGGCCGUGGCGGAGAAGGAUUCUCUGCCUCUCCUUUCUUCAAGUAUCAAGGUCGCCAUCAUGGUGGCGCUCCUACAAGUUUUCCACGGCAAGGACCAGAUGCACCCUUACGCAACCUUUGCCCUCUACGGCAUCGUCAUUUACUGCUUCCUCGACUUCCUGCUGCCGUGCCUCGCCGCGCUGGGGCGCGCACUGGGCAUGGGUCUGGAGCCGCAGUUCGACAAGCCGUACCUCUCGACCUCGCUCCAGGACUUCUGGGGCCGGCGCUGGAACCUCAUGGCCUCGGCCGUGCUCCGGCCGGCCGUCUACAUCCCUGUCCGGGCGCGCCUCGGUGCCCCCGCCGGCGUGCUCGCCACGUUCCUCGUGUCGGGGCUCAUGCACGAGGUGAUCGCUUACUACAUCACCUUCCAGCUUCCCACGGGGCAGCUCACGGCGUUCUUCCUCUUGCACGGCGCGUCGAUGUGCGCCGAGAGGUGGUGCGCGCGGAGGUGGCCCAACGCAAGGCUGCCGCGCGUGGUGGCCACGCCGCUCGUCGUGCUGUUCGUGUUGAGCACAGCGUUGUGGCUCUUCUUCCCGCCGCUCUUCGGGGACGGGAUGGACGACCGCUUCAUCGCCGAGUUCAACGCGCUGUUGGCGUCCUUGGUGGACGCCGGAGGGAGGCUACUCCGGCUGGCCGGGAUAGCUCGCUAGAGAGAGUUGGUCCAGAGCAAGCAGGCAGGCCGAGCGUUCUUCGCAUCUUGAAGCGCGUGUUUAGGACUAGAAAAUCCGCGCGGACAAAAAAGGCUCUUGGAAUGGCAUUCUUGUUCAGGGCGCUUGAAAUUAUAUCUGGUAAUUGCUCUAUUGAUUUACUACAAAGGAUAUGGUGUAUAUAUACAAUCGAAUUGAGCAUGGCAUCAUGCCCAUGUUGGUUA